AUGUUUUCAUGGGGUAAAGGUAAACCAUGCGGACAAGGAAGCAAAUUCGUCAGCCAAAUACCAAAGCCAGUGAACAUCGAAGGAAACCCAACAAUUGCCCGUGUUUUCGCAUACAACAACACAUCAUUCUUACUUGAUACGGAUAACCAUCUUUGGGCAGCCGGUAACACCAAAAACGGGCAAGCAGGUCUCGGUCCAUCAAUUAAAGUUACAAACACAUUCUUACGAAUUCCAGAUUUCACCGACAACACUAUUACAUCUGUCUCCGUUGGUGAUGCCAUGUCAUACGUUCUUACAGAACAAGGUGAAGUCUUUUCUACAGGUGAUGGUGACGAUUCACGUUUAAUGCAAGACCACAUUGAUUCAUCAUCAGUUUUCAGUCCAUGUGCUCUUCUUAAACGUAAGCGUGUUUGCUUUAUUUCCGCUGGAUGUUCACAUGUUAUUGUUGCAUCCGGUAUGCGAAGUAUUUUACCACAUCCUAUCCUUGGGUUGAGUUCAGCCACAUCUAGUUACCCUAAAACAUUCACAAGCAUUUCGAAAAACUUCGUUGUCGACAUCAGUGACGCCUCAUUCAAUAUUUUAGGGUACGAACGCGGUGACAUUGUUGAAUUUGACGGAUGUGGCCAAGUUUGUAUCGAAGGCUUGAUAUAUACAAACGAAGUUGCACUUCGUAAAUCUAACGGCGAAAUCAUCACCGCUAACGAGAAAGAAUACUCAAGUUACCACGCUAUUUUUAAACUUGUCUCACGAAAAUCAGGCGGUCCAUUUGUUGAAAAGUACGGUCGCUCAGACAUCAAAUACAUCUUUGACCAGUCACAUGAAAAAUGCCUUUACCGUCACGGUUUUAAUUUAGAAUCCUUGAAAUAUAGAAUUCAACAUGAAGUUUGA
Trichomonas vaginalis G3 is the source of this 888-nucleotide messenger RNA. Its product is annotated as guanyl-nucleotide exchange factor protein. Lineage: Eukaryota; Parabasalia; Trichomonadida; Trichomonadidae. The coding region runs from base 1 to 888 and encodes 295 amino acids. The transcript has a single exon. The record is from RefSeq and is a predicted model, not a curated record.